Rotaria sordida is the source of this 1650-nucleotide messenger RNA. Lineage: Eukaryota; Metazoa; Rotifera; Eurotatoria; Philodinida; Philodinidae. The record is from the annotation of a GenBank genome assembly.
AUGAGUAAAGAAGCAAGAAAAUAUUCAGAAAACAAAAAAAAGAAACCAACAGAUAUAAAAAUUUCAAAAUUAACUCCAUCGAAAAAAGAUUUAAUACAAAUAACUGAAGAAACAAAAAAACAGUUCGAACAAGAACGACCUAAAUCUUUAGAAUCAAUGAUGAUUGAUAUUGAACGACGACAAAAUAAAUUUGAACAUGAACAAAUCUCCUUAAAUGAACAAGAUCAAUUCAUAUCUGAUAUUGAUGAUGGACAAGAAAAAUCACGAAAAACAUUUUAUCGAGAAUUUAAAAAAGUUAUUGAUGCAUCUGAUAUAAUUAUUGAAGUACUUGAUGCUCGUGAUCCACUUGGAUGUCGUUGUUCACAAGUUGAAGAAAUUGUUUUAACUUCAGGAAAAAAUAAAAAACUUAUUUUAUUAUUGAAUAAAAUUGAUCUUAUUCCACGUGAUAAUCUUGAUAAAUGGUUAAAAUAUCUACGUAAUGAAUUUCCAACUAUUGCUUUUCGUUCAUCAACUCAAAAUCAACGUGAUCGAUUAGGUCAUAUUAUAACAUCAAUAAAAGCUUGUGAUGAACAUUUACUUAAAUCAUCAAAUAAAUGCAUUGGUGCAUCAACAUUAAUGAAUCUUCUUUCGAAUUAUUGUCGAAGAAAUGAUAUUAAAACAAGUAUUACUGUUGGAAUUGUUGGAUUUCCUAAUGUUGGAAAAAGUAGUGUUAUUAAUAGUCUUAAACGAACUCAAGCAUGUCAAACAGGUUCAACGCCUGGUGUAACAAAACAAAUGCAAACAAUUAAAUUAGAUAAAUUAAUUAAAUUAUUUGAUAGUCCAGGUAUUGUUAUGUCAAAAGAAACAAAUCCAGCUAGUCUUAUUCUUCGUAAUUGUAUUCGAAUUGAAACUAUUGAUAAUCCAUUACCAGCUAUUGAAUUACUACUUCAUCGAUGUACGAAAGAACAAAUGACAAUUCAAUAUAAUCUAAGUGAUUUUCAAGAUGCUAGUGAUUUUUUGUCUAAAAUGGCUAUGAAAAUGGGUAGUUUAAAAAAAGGUGGUGUACCAGAUAUUCAUAAAGCAGCACAACGUGUACUUUCUGAUUGGACUAAUGGUAAAUUAACGUAUUUUACUGAACCACCUGAACGAACAAAUGAAAUAAUUAGUACUGAACUUGUUACACAAAUGAAAGAAGCAUUUGAUAUUGAUGUUUUAUUGAAUAAUGAAGAUGAACAAUUAAAAGAUUUAGAAAAUAAUUUAUUUACUGAAAUCACUCUUUCAGAAUUAACUUCAACACAAACUACUGUUGAAACAAAUGAAGAAGAAAAUCUAUCUGAAAAUGAAAAUAGUAUUGUAGCAGCUAUGAAUGAAGAUGAUGAAAAUCAUCAAGCGAUAAUAAAAACUUCAGAUCAAAUUCAUUUUACAGUUCAAGCAAUGGAUAAAACAAAACAUUUAUUGAAAAAACAAGCAAUUGAUUUAGCUGAUCAACAACAUGAUAAUGAAAUUCGACGAUCAAUUUAUAGAUCUAAUCUAACUCGACAACAAGAAUUUAAAAAAAUCAAAAAAAAUCAAAAGAAAUUAGAAAAAUCUAUGGAAAGUCUAGGUGAUGCACUUAAUUCUAUUAUUCGACUUACACCAACAACAACUACAAAUGAUUUAGUUGAUGAUUAA